AUGCCUCACGUAUGUAUUCCAUCAGGAUGCCAGCAAUGGGUCUCAAAGACCAUCGCCGUGGGCAUCGACAAGUUCGCUUAUAUGAGCUCGCUGGCUAUAUAUGUCUAUUCCUCGAUCACCUACCUACCGCUAGCCAUUCUCGCCAAACACGAGGAACGUCUAGCCGCCCUCGCUUUGUCACCUUUUGACUCAAACUUGUUGGCAUGUGCUAUCGGCAACCAAGAGGUCAGGAUUUACGAUGUGGACACAGAGUUGCCGGUCUGCAGGGCCAAAUACACGGUACCGAAGGGAAAGGUCUCCGUCAUGGAGUGGCACCAGAUGCACCGAGGAGUGCUGCUGCUCGCGAUCGGGCCCGCUCUGCUGCGUACGAUAUCCCUGUCGGACGCCGCCGCCACAAGUGCCGCCGGCCUGGCGGGCAUAGGGCCCGCAAGCGCGGUAUGCUGGGAGCCGCUGUCCGGCAACGGCCUGCUGCUCAUCGUGGGCCGCUCUGGCAGCAUGGCAUUGUACGACACGACCGCCGGCGAGGUCGUACUGUCGUACAGUAAGCAGCCCGCGACGGCGACACGCUUUGCGCAGUUCCUGCCGUCCCAGCCGGGCAAUUUCCUGCUAUCCUCCAGUCGCUCGGGUGCACUGCAGCUCUGGAACGUGAGCCGGCCUCAGCCGCUACGGCCUCUCCAGAUGGGCGGGACCCUGGUGCAGGGCUUUGCGCUGAUGAGGACGACAGCUGGCGGCGGCCGCGGUGAAGCCGCGGCGGCGGCGCGGUCGCCGCAACGUACGGCAGUGCUGGUGUCGUUCAGCGACGGCGCGGUGCUCUGGCGUCAGGAGGGCGGUCACACGGAGACGGUGUUCGACUGCCGGUUCUGCCCCACCGACCCCAACCUGCUCGCUACAGCCAGCUUCGACUCCACUGUGCGGGUCUGGGACGUGCGCUCCAGCCGCUGCGUGAAGCACCUGCUGGGGGCUGAGGGCAUCCUCUACUCGGUGAGCUGGUCGGCAGACGGCCGCCACAUCGCGGCCUCUAACGACAGCGGCGCCAUCUUCCUGUACGACUACGGCCGGGGGUCACUGGCGAAGACGCUACGUCAGCACACCAAGCAGUCGCUCAAGGUGGCCUUCCACCCCCACAAGCCCUCACUGCUCGCCUCCGCCUCAACCGACGGCACCGUUCUGGUGUACAACAUCGACGGCGAGACGCUGCUUGUGGGCACCUCGGGGGGCGGCGAGCUGCUGCUGUGGGACGUGAGCCGGCCGCACCACGACUGCCUAGUGAGGACGUUGGUCGGGCACAACGGCCGGUCUUUCAAUGUGGAGUUUUCACCGUUGCUGCGCAACUACCUGCUCAGCUCGUCCAAUGACCGUACAUCCCGGGUGUGGGACGUGUCCUCCGGGGAGUGCCUGGCGGUCCUGUCCGGUCACACGGCGGUGGUUCGUGCGGUGGCGUGGCACCCAGAGGUGGCACACAUCUGCUUUACAGGUUCCUGGGACGCUUCCGUACGGGUUUGGGACAUUCGUACCGGCCACUGCCUGUACGUGGCGAACGACCACCAUGCCGACGUGUACGGCAUCGCAUGUCACCCCCGACGACCCUUCUUCCUCGCCACCUGUUCCCGCGACAACACAGUGAGGUUGUGGAGCACUCUGGGCCUUACGUCUCAUCUGCUGCCACAGGCACUGAUUCGCGGCCUUCCAGCUCUGCGCGCCCAGCCCUCCCCCUCUCGCUCGUCGUCAUCCUCCUCCCUAGAAAGCGAAGCUGCCGUACUGCCGCUGUCCUCACCCACCACCGCAAUCCUAAUGAGCGGCUCGGGCUCCCUGGAGCUCUCUGAGAGGCUGGCGGCUCCGUCAUGCUCCCCCCUGGAGCAGUUUGCCGCCGUCACGGAGUUCUUCAUGCCGCCAGGUGUGUAUGCCCGUCUUGGUUCCGGAGCUGCUCGUCGCGAUGAGCUCCUUCGCGAGGCCGCUCAGCAGCACCUGCUGGCGGGGAAUGUGGAGCACAGCUGCGAGCUGCUGGCGGAGGUGGGGGAGUGGGACCGGGCCUUGGCUCUGGCCCCGGCGGUGGGACUGGCGCUGUGGCAGAGGCUGCUGAGGCAGCGGCUGCAGGCAAUGGCGGAGGCGGAGGCGGAAAUGCAGUCGCUGCGGCCGCCGAUGCUGACGCCGCUCCAGCUGUCAGCGUCGGCAUCGGCGGUGCUGGCGUCGCCGUCGUCGCCACGGAACCCGCCGCUGCUGAGCUUGCGGCCCGACUCGCCGCCAGCUUCCACACCAUUCGGAGUCGACGCGGGCCCGGUACCGCUGCUUCUGCCCCCGGCGUCGCCGCCGCUGGCACUCACACCAACACAUACGCCCGCAGCACCAUCCUCCCCGCGGGCGCCGACGCCGCCGACCAGUACGCGCGUGGGCCUGUCACCGACCAUCCGUCAGUCCCGCGGCGCCGCCGCCGCCGCUGCCGGCGGCGGCGGCGGCGGCGGCAGCGGGCCUACUCGGUUGUCUUUUGAGCGCGCCGUCGCCGUACGAAUGGCGCAGGCUCGUGCCUUUCUCGCCCGGGGGCUUCCGUUACAAGCCGCCUGCUGCGCUUUGACGGUCGACGACCUGGCGGGUGCGGUGGGUAUGUUGCUGCGAGGCGGCCUAGAGGACAUGGCGCUGGCGCUGGUUCAGGGCCUCUCGCGGCCGGCGACGGCGGCGGCAGCGGCGGCAGCAGCAGCGGCGGCUUCAGGAGGCGGCGGCGGUGGGGCCCCCGGUUGUGGAGCGUUUGGAGUGGGGCUGGAAAGCAGCCGGAUAGGGUCUGGUGGCGGCGGCGGCGGUGCGGAAUCUGCUGCUGCGGCGGCGGCCUUGCUGCGGCCGCGGGUGCUGGCGGCGGCGGCUUAUCGACGUGAGGCGGCGGGGGAUUACUUGACGGCGGCGGAGCUCAUAAAGCAGCUCGCGUCCCGAGUGUUCGGCUACCUGGGGCUGAGGGAGCCGGGACAGUACGCCGCCGCCGCGGAGGUUCCGGGCGCCGUGGCGGUGGAUGCAGCGGCGGGCUGGGAGGGCGUACGGCGGCUGUUGCUGGCGGGGCAACAGGCGGCGGCGGCGGACAGAGCACUGGCGGGUGUACGGCGGCUGCUGGAAGCGGACGAGCGGGUGUCGUUGCUAUCGUCGGAGUGGGAGCUGGCGUGGGGCGCCGUCAACAGCCUGGAGGCCUCCGCCCUUGGUGGAGCGGUUUGGUCCCGCGUGUUCUCCCACGCGGUCUACCUCGGGGCGUUGUUGUGUUUGGAGCAGGGCUGCGCGGCCGCGGGGUUGUACCUGGUGCGAGUUCUUGAGGACUGGGCGGCCAAGCAGCCGUCUCGGCUUGCCGCUGAGGUUUCGGAGGCGCUGGACGAGUGCCUGGCGCUGCCGGCGUACGGCAGUCCAGGGGAGGUUCGCGAGGCGCUGUUGGAGCUGCUGCUGGCGCCGCCGGGAAGCGCCUGGUUGCAGGGUGUGAUCCAGUCCCGGCUUGCAAGCGUGGAAGCCCGCCUGCCCUCGACACGCGGAUCAGCAACCACCCCACCGCCGGGCCGCAGCAUUCGCUCGCCGCCACACCAGCCGCGAGGCGGCGGCGGCGGCGGCGGCAGCGCCGAAGGUCCGGUGGCGUCGUCGUCGUCCUUCUGUGCCAACCGCCUGUGUGGCGUUACCUCCGCCACCGCCUCCGCCGCCGCCGCCGGCGUCAGCCUAGCGGCGUUAUCCCGGGGUCCAGUGGUGGUGGUGGCGGCACAUGUACCCAGUCGGUCGUCGUCAUCGAUGGUGGCCUCGGGGGGCUUGCCGACGUCGGCGGUUAGCGGGACGGCGAUACGAGGCGCUGCCGUACAGCUGGACGACGGCGCCACGUGGCUAUCGUUAAGCGAGGCGUUGGCGAUACGACGCGUCAUGUCGUACAGCCCGGUGGGCUCCGGGCGGCUGCUGCUGGUGCCUUGA
Volvox carteri f. nagariensis is the source of this 3918-nucleotide messenger RNA. RefSeq lists its product as uncharacterized. The coding region runs from base 1 to 3918 and encodes 1305 amino acids. Gene Ontology annotation, molecular function: protein binding. The transcript is spliced from 19 exons. NCBI's taxonomy places the organism in Eukaryota, Viridiplantae, Chlorophyta, Chlorophyceae, Chlamydomonadales, Volvocaceae. The record is from RefSeq and is a predicted model, not a curated record.